AUGGCACGAAGAAGAACCAAGAAACGCACUCAUGUGGGCGCCAAUAAUGGCACUUCCAAAGCCGCGUCUGCAAACCAGACUCGGCGAGACCCAAAGAGCAUGGUGAUUCGCAUCGGGGCUGGAGAAGUAGGACCAAGCGUGAGCCAGCUGGUGAAGGAUGUACGAUUGAUGAUGGAGCCUGGCACGGCAUCGAGAUUGAAGGAGAGGAGAAACAAUCGACUGAGGGAUUAUCUUACCAUGGCGGGACCAUUGGGCGUCACUCAUCUCUUACUCUUCUCGAGGUCGGAGAGUGGGAAUACCAAUAUGCGACUUGGGAUCACACCUAGGGGACCGACCUUACAUUUUCAUAUCGAGAAGUAUAGUUUAUGUAAGGAUAUUAGGAAAGCAUUGAAGCGUCCGAAAGGUCUUGGAAAGGAGUAUUUGACUCCGCCUUUGCUUGUUAUGAACAACUUCAUCUCCAAAGAGACCGACAACGAGUCGCAGAAAAAAGUACCUAAACACUUGGAAUCUCUUACAACAGAAAUCUUCCAGUCUCUCUUCCCGCCUCUCAACCCCCAAACCACACCACUAGCUUCCAUCCGCAGAGUCAUGCUCCUGAACCGCGAAAAGACGGACGACGGGUCAUAUAUCAUUAAUCUUCGCCAUUACGCCAUCACCACCAAAGCCACAGGUCUCUCUCGACCUAUCCGCAGAUUAAACGCAGCAGAAAAACUUCUGCAUUCGCAGAAGUCUGGAAAGGGCAAGAAGGGAGGAUUACCGAACCUAGGAAAGCUAGAAGAUAUCGCUGAUUAUAUGGUUGGCGGUGCUGACGGCGAGGGUUACAUGACGGAUGCUACGAGUGGGAGCGAGGUGGAUACGGAUGCCGAGGUUGAAGUUGUCGAAACGAGAGCGAAGAAGAUACUCUCGCGGAAGAAGAAAGACAAAUCUCGCGAGGACGGAGGUAAACCCAGUGUUGAGAAACGUGCUGUCAAGCUCGUGGAGACAGGCCCCAGAAUCAAGAUGCGCAUGACUAAGGUGGAGGAGGGCAUGUGUAGCGGGAAAGUCAUGUGGCAUGAACGGAUCCACAAGUCAGCCCAGGAGAUCAAGGAGCUGGAUCAGGUCUGGGAGAAGAGGAGGCAAGAGAAGGAAGCGCGGAAGAAGAUCCAGAGGGAGAAUGUGGAGAAGAAGAGAAAGGCUAAAGGGCUGGGUGCCAAGGGCGACGAGGACGAGGAUGAAGAUGAUGAGAUGGAUGUCGAUGAGUGGGAUAGCGAUGGCUUGGAGGGCGAUGCGGAGAUGGAUUUGAAUGAGGAGCAGGAUGAGAAGGGCGAGUGGGAGGAUCAGGAGGAAGAGAUCGCUGCGGGUUGA
This is a messenger RNA of Amorphotheca resinae ATCC 22711, 1344 nucleotides long. RefSeq lists its product as hypothetical. Lineage: Eukaryota; Fungi; Ascomycota; Leotiomycetes; Helotiales; Amorphothecaceae. Gene Ontology annotation, cellular component: preribosome, large subunit precursor. The record is from RefSeq and is a predicted model, not a curated record. Bases 1 to 1344 code for a protein of 447 amino acids. The transcript is spliced from 2 exons. Gene Ontology annotation, molecular function: rRNA binding. Gene Ontology annotation, biological process: ribosomal large subunit assembly; rRNA processing.